AAGCUGAACAUGGAUAUGCCUCCAUGUUGCCGUACAGUAGUAAGGGCAGAGAUGUCUUCAAACGGAGGAACAAGCCCAAGAAAAACAGCACCAGUAGCAGAUCAACUCACAAUGAGAUGGAGAAGAACAGGCGUGCUCAUCUCCGCCUGUGUCUAGAGAAGUUGAAGGGGUUGGUGCCGCUGGGCCCUGAGUCAAGCCGACACACCACACUGAGUUUGCUGAAAAAAGCCAAAUUGCUCAUAAAGAAACUUGAAGAUUGUGACAGAAAAGCUGUCAACCAAAUAGACCAGCUUCAGCGGGAACAGCGGUACCUGAAGCGGCAGCUGGAGAAGCUGGGUGCUGAGAGGCCUCGGAUGGACAGCGUGGGCUCUGUGGUGUCCUCAGAGCACUCUGACUCAGACAGGGAAGAGCUGGAUGUGGACGUGGACGGGGAUGUAGACGUUGAGAGCACAGACUACCUCACAGGCGAGCUGGGCUGGAGCAGCAGUGUGAGUGACUCUGAUGAGCGAGGCAGCAUGCAGAGCCUGGGCAGUGACGAGGGCUACUCCAGUGCCAGCGUCAAGAGAGCCAAGCUCCAGGACGGGCACAAGACAGGUCUUGGGCUAUAGGAGAGAGCCCAAGGGUCCUCUCCACCACACCUGGUUAGGUAGUGUACCAGACCUGCCCAGACGCCCUUGCACGCAAACCUCACGUACCACCUUGACCAAAAUCAGCUCUGUCCAUUCUGCAGAAAGCACAUAGGCUGCGGUUCUGAGUGCGGUCAAUAGCUUCUCUGUCCAUCCAUGUCGACGCUGAGAGACCGUACAUUCCAGUCAACCGGAAGCACCCAAGAAUCCUAGCCCUAAGCAAGUGUCACCUCUCAGCAGCCCCCUGUGCGCCGUCCUCCUGCAGCUGGCAAGGUCUUUCUUAGUUUUCCGGCUCAUGAUGGUACUUGCCCAAGAGAGAAGUUCAAGCUUUGUCUGGCACAUAAGAAACCGAAGCAAACAAACUUCUCAAAGGGAACUCAAUUUCAGAAACCCCAAAGGAAGCUUUGAAAGCAAAACUGAAGAGCACUGAGAAGCCAGGAAUACCUCCAGCAAGCCCUGCUGCGGCCCAGCCGCAAUGCCACAGUGUCCCCGCUUAAGAGCGGGGACUUGGCAGCUCAGGAGAGCAGCGUGCCCCCUGCGUGCUGUUCUGGGGGCCUGGCUGUGUGCUGUGUCUCAAGGCACCCCCACGCCCCGAGUUUGUUGAUGCUACUUGUCUCUGGAACAUUGUCCUACCUCAGAGAUAGAUGAGAGCCCAUUGCCCACAUAACAAAAGUGAUUAUGCUUCUUUGUCCCCACGGUCCCACUCCAACCUGUUUUCCUGUUGGACUCCCAGCAAUAACUGAGUUUUGGCACUGGCUGAGCUAGUAGCCACUGUCUCUGAGAGAAAGAGGCCACAUUUAUUCUCUGUGGCAAGUAAACAGGAGGGUUCCCCUGCCACCAAAACCCUCCUGUUGAGUUAUUUUUGAACACAUCUGGAAGCUUCCUUCUGGAGACUUCUGGGUUGAUGGCUUAAAAGGAUGAUUUUUUUUCCCUUGUGGCAUUUUUAUUUAAGCUAAACCAGAGCACAUGUGUAUGUACAUAAGACACACAAAACCUAUAAAUACUAUUUAUUCAUUUUAUAUAAACUAAUGUAAUGGAAUAUAAAUUCUUAUGACUGCUUUUAUAGAUGUUCUAGAAACUUUGUAUGUAGCUGUCUACAAAAUUAGUUUAUUCCCCUGACUAUUUUUGCAUUUGUAUUUUGAGGUCUGGGUGUUUUCAGCCUCUGAUGAAUCUUUUUCAUUGAAUCUGAACCAUUUGUAAAAUCUGCCCUGCUCAGAGCCGAGCCUGUGUCAUGGAGUAGUGGAACAUUCCUGAGAUCCUCAGGUGCCACCUAAAGGCUCCGUGGCCAACUUGGCAGCAGGUGGCUACAGUCACGUAGCUCUCCUCAGAUGCAAACAGACCCUGGCAGAGAGAGCAGUCCUGACCACACAAGGCCACUCCCUGGUCUGUGGAAGUCAUGGGCUCCUUAAUGAUCCCGAAGCCCUGUUUUUGCCUCCCGCCCCCUUGUUGGAGUGUUACCCCAAUACCAGCUGAAAAUUAGCCCAAAAACACAGCUUGGAUCCAUUUGCAUUUGUAAAGCCCCUUCCCCA
This is a messenger RNA of Cricetulus griseus (Chinese hamster), 2155 nucleotides long. The record is from RefSeq and is a predicted model, not a curated record. NCBI's taxonomy places the organism in Eukaryota, Metazoa, Chordata, Mammalia, Rodentia, Cricetidae.